Messenger RNA from Acomys russatus (golden spiny mouse), 1290 nucleotides. It is a transcript of the gene Otud6b, whose product is annotated as OTU deubiquitinase 6B. Gene Ontology annotation, biological process: protein deubiquitination. The coding region runs from base 16 to 897 and encodes 293 amino acids. The transcript is spliced from 7 exons. Gene Ontology annotation, molecular function: cysteine-type deubiquitinase activity. Lineage: Eukaryota; Metazoa; Chordata; Mammalia; Rodentia; Muridae. The record is from RefSeq and is a predicted model, not a curated record.
CGGCCACCGCUCGUCAUGGAGGAGAUCUUGGCUGAAGAGCUUGAUGAUGAGGAACAGCUGGUGAGAAGGCAUCGCAAGGAGAAGAAGGAGCUGCAAGCCAAAAUUCAGGGAAUGAAGAACGCUGUUCCGAAAAAUGACAAAAAGAGGAGGAAGCAACUCACUGAAGAUGUGGCUAAGUUGGAGAGAGAAAUGGAGCAGAAACACAAGGAGGAGCUGGAGCAAUUGAAGCUGACUUUCAAGGAAAACAAGAUAGAUUCUGUUGCUGUUAACAUUUCAAACUUGGUACUUGAGAAUCAGCCGCCUCGGAUAUCAAAAGCACAAAAGAGACGGGAAAAGAAAGCUGCAUUGGAAAAGGAGCGGGAAGAAAGGAUAGCUGAGGCUGAAAUUGAGAACUUAUCUGGAGCCAGACAUGUGGAGAGUGAAAAACUUGCUCAAAUAUUGGCAGCCAGAGAAUUGGAAAUUAAACAUAUUCCAUCUGAUGGCCAUUGUAUGUAUGGAGCACUUGAGGAUCAGCUGAGAGACCAGGACUGUGCUUUGACUGUGGCUGCCCUCCGGAGGCAGACUGCUGAGUAUAUGCAAAGCCAUUCAGAAGAUUUCCUGCCCUUUUUAACAAACCCCAACACAGGAGAUAUGUAUACUCCAGAAGAGUUCGCAAAGUACUGUGACGAUAUUGUGAACACAGCUGCGUGGGGCGGUCAGCUUGAGCUAAGAGCUCUGUCUCACAUUUUACAAACACCAAUUGAGAUACUACAGGCAGAUGCUCCUCCGAUUGUAGUUGGUGAAGAGUAUCCAAGGAAUCCUUUAGUACUGGUAUACAUGAGGCAUGCGUAUGGCUUAGGAGAACAUUAUAAUUCUGUUACACGGUUGGUGAACUCAGCUACUGAAAAUUGCAGCUAGUUUACAAAAGUGUUACAUGAUGUUUUUAGAGUGUGCCAAUCUGCAUAUUCCUACCAAGUGUAGAUUGUUGUAAAUGCUACUGAAAAACACAGCUACCUUGAAUCAGUUUUAUGAAUAAGCUUAUGAACAGGCAUUUUAGAAAUAUAUUGGAUUAACUUUAACCAGUGCUCUCUUAGUGGCAUUCUGAGAACUUAAAGUCUAUUGUGGAGAAAGAACAUCAUUUGUAGGCCAAGGUGUUACUUCUCUCACUAGUUGUAGUUAUCCUGGACAUUCUGAUUGGAAUAAAUUUUGUUUUAAAUUUUGGCCCCACAGCGUUAUAUUCCAAAAGUAAGCAUUUCAAUGUAAUUUUUCUUAAAGUAUGGAGACUUGGUCUCCGUCAUCAUAUCGUAGUGA